This is a messenger RNA of Arxiozyma heterogenica, 2997 nucleotides long. It is a transcript of the gene FIR1, whose product is annotated as Fir1p. The record is from RefSeq and is a predicted model, not a curated record. Lineage: Eukaryota; Fungi; Ascomycota; Saccharomycetes; Saccharomycetales; Saccharomycetaceae. The transcript has a single exon. Bases 1 to 2997 code for a protein of 998 amino acids.
AUGUCCAGAUUGGACAACAAUUUAGCAUUCAAGAAAAUAUCUAGUAAAUAUGGAAAAGUUGGGUUUCCUAUGGAUACCAUUCCAUCUUUACCCUUUCAAUCAAAUUCAGAUCACACUAUACUGACAAAUCAUCAACCUGAUAUAAAAAUAAGUGACCAGCUAUAUGAUGAAACAGUAAUGACAAAAUAUAAAUCAUCUUCAGGAAUAAAUUCACCAAAGGGGCAAGUUAGAUUUUCCAUACCUGCUAGUAACAAUGAUUGUAAUAAUAUGAAUAAUAAUGAUUAUGAUAGUGAUAGUACCUUUGAUACAAGCAGUGGUUCUGGUAGAUUAGUUAAUGCAUCUCCUAAUAAAAUCGUAUUUCCCAGAGAUCUGAGUGAUUCAGAGUCCCAACCCAUCAUACCAUCGUCUAUAAAUGAAAACACAACGAUAAAUAAACAUAAUGAGAAUAUAAAGCUAUUGGCACGAAUGGGUAUUGAAGGUCAUCUAGUAGAUUUACAAUCAAAAGUGAUGGUUAAUGUACCAGAAGAGAUAUGGAAUUUUCAUCAUACUAGAAGCCACAAUAAAUCGCAUCAAAAGACGAAAUCAAUGGAUGAAACGUCUCUAAACCAUAAUCCAAUAAUAAGCAAUAACAUAUCAAAUUCAAAUAAAGGUCAUCACAGAUCAAAGUCCUUACAGUCCAUUAUCUCUCAAACUCUAAGUGAAUUUAAUUCUUUUAAUGAUCCAAAUGAUUCUUCAUUCUCCGUUGGCAACCUCACUAAUUCUAAAUUCAAUGAUUCUCAAAUAAGUCAAGUUUCUCCUCUAAAUUAUCCAUCAUUCAAUAACAGCAAUCCGACAUUAAAAACUCCAAUUAAGUCAACUAGUUUAUAUUUAGCUUCUGAUUCACCAAUUAAUAAACAUAAUGUACCAAUUCCAUUAGAGAUAUCUUUACCACCAUUCUUGUCACCAAAAAACCAACAUAAAAAAAGAAAUAGUUUAAUCUAUGAUGGUGAAUCAUAUAGUGUCUAUAAUGAAGAAGACGAUAAUUCUUUAUCUUUGUCAAGUAUCAACAAAGAAGAGGGAGAUACAUUGUCAAGUGAAAUAUUAAGUGAUUCUCUAGUAUCAACUAGUUCAAUACCGUCUAUGACAUAUAAUAUAUCUUUUGAUGCCAAUACAAUAGAUCCCGAUAGUUUGUUGGGGAUUGAUGGUGAAGCAAAUGUAAAUCUUAAACGUCAACUCAGAAAUUUAAAAAAGCAAAAAGACAACACCAUAAAUCAUAAAGAAAAAUCAAAUAAAAUUGAUCCUAAAAUUCUUCCUCCUCUUCCUUCUAUCCCUCAAACUCAAAGGACUCUUAAAAAUAAUGAUACAAACCAUCAAUUAAAGGAAAAAACAACAAAAUCUAAUCUACUACCACCAUCAAAAAAUACACAACAUAUUGAUAAUGUACUACUAAAUCAACAAUCUUCUGAAAAGAUCUGUAAAUAUUCUCUUCCUGACCAUUCAAGAUUAAGUAAAAUGAUUGACGAAUAUAAUUCACCUACCAACACUUUAUCUCCAAUUAAUGAACAUAUACCCAAUAAAAACAAUAAUAAAUCUGUUAAUACAGAUGACUAUACAAGUGAAUCAUUAGCCAUCUUAGCAACACCGUCUAAAUCGAUCAUUAUACCAGAUCUAGAUGAUAUAUUACUGAGUACACCAAACAGUACAUUACAAUCUUUUACAUCAACAAGUAACACUAAUAGCUCGUUAAAAUUUUUUGACCAAUUUGAACCACUCUAUCAGAAUAAAGCGAUAGUUUCUCCUAUUAAUAACUCAAGAAGUUAUGGACAAUUGGAUACAUCAUUUAAAUUUCCUCCAUUAUUGUCCCAACAGCCGAAGACACCUGUGAAACAAAGCUAUCAAAAAAAUAAUCAUAAUAACAAUAGUAAUUCCAACAUUCAACAUCAAAACCAAUAUACAGAUAAUGAUUAUCACAGGACCCCACAAGAUAAUACACAAGUUGAAAAAAGAAGACAAAAAUUACUAGCAUCACACUUAUCUCCCAAUAACAGAAUUGGUCAUUCCCAUAAAAGAAGUAGAAGUAUUCAUAGUAUGGAUUUCAUAACUCCACAAAAAUUUCUAGAUGUAGAGAAUCUUCCACCUACCCCUUCAUUACCAUUUAAUGCCACCUCAACCCCACCUGAAAAAGAACCAACAGCUCCAAGAAGAUCUUCUUUAAGAUUAAGAGAAUCAACUGGAAAAAAGGAUAAGAAAGCGGUACAAAAUAAUCAAUUAGUAAGUAAUAUAAUAAUUUCACCUGAGACCAUUGGCUUCAACUCACCUAAUUCUAAUAAUAAUUCUGUAUCAGGACAUAAGUUUCAAUCUCCUAUAAAACCUUUAUCCUCUUUUCAAUCCUUUUUAACACCUAUCAAAAACGAAAACCUUAUACCGAAUAUCCACACAGACGAAGUUUCUAAGAAACAAAAAUCCUAUAAUCUAUUAUCGCCAAGGAGACAACUUUCAAAUCCAGGAAGUAAUCAAUCAUCUAGUGUUAAUUCACAAUUUUCUAAAAUCUCACAGCUAACGCAAACAACAGUUGCAACAGAAAUCUCAAAUAACGAUAUUAUUGCCCAUAAUAUAGACUCUAAUUCCUCUAAUAAUAAGGCAAAUAUUUUUAACGAUUCCUAUAGGGUGGUUAGAGAAAGACAAAAGGAUGGUCGAAUAGUUGAUGUAAUUAUUCUUGAUGAUGACAGUGACAUGCAUAAUAAUAAUUAUACCAUUAAAGACAAAUACAGACAUCGCAAUACACCUAACAAUAGCCAUGAAAACAUGUUAACAAAUAAUCACAAAGAGAACUCAGCUAAAUUACUGGCAAAAAACUAUAAAAGCUCUCCAAAAAUCAAAUAUAACUCGAAUACAAGAAAAGAACAAAUAGAACAUUACACUGACUUAUUAGAAAUGUGCGAAAAUACUGCUAUGAAGGCAAAACAGACUAUCUUUGAAUUAGCAGGUGUUAGUCCAUCGUCCAAAACUAACCUUUAA